AUUUUGCCUUUUCCUAUAAUAUAAUCUUACAAACCAAACCACAAUGAGAGCGAACCUUUUCAAGUGAUCUAUUCCAGAGUGUCGCAAACCGAGCGCCUCCCUCUCUAACGCCGUUGUCCUCCUUCUUAGCCAAUCCCCACCGCCGCCGACCAGGCCAAAACGAUGUUUCGUCAGGCGAGCCGUCUUCUGUCCCGAUCGAUCGCUCAACCUCAGCACACCAAGACGAAGGUCGCCGCUCGCGCCUUCUCCACCGAUGUCCCGGCCACGCCGACGGAGGAUUCGCCUUUCUCCCAAUCCUGGAAGAAGGUGAUCCCGACUAUUGAGCCGCCCAAGACUCCUUCCUCGUACAUGAAGCCUCGCCCGGCCACAGCCUCCACCAUUCCGACUAAGCUGACCGUUAAUUUCGUCCUUCCCUACGCUUCCCAGCUCGCGGAGAAAGAGGUUGACAUGAUCAUCGUUCCCGCAACGACAGGCCAAAUGGGUGUCUUGCCUGGCCAUGUCCCUACCAUUGCGGAGCUAAAACCCGGGGUUAUGUCAGUGCACGAAGGCAAUGAUGUCUCGAAGUACUUUGUCAGCAGCGGGUUCGCUUUCAUUCACGCAAACUCAGUUGCCGACGUGAUUGCAGUUGAGGCUGUACCGGUCGAUCAUCUUGACUCGAACUUGGUCCAAAAGGGGUUAGCAGAUUUCACUCAGAAGCUUGGCUCGGCAUCAACUGACCUGGAGAAAGCUGAGGCUCAGAUUGGAGUUGAUGUCUACAGUGCGAUGAACUCGGCUCUAACGGGUUAAUUGGGUUUCCAUCCCAGUCACUCCUUCAGCGUGCUCUGUUGUUUCUCUUACUUUUCCCCCCAUUAUGGUAUCAACAUUGCCUUACUGUUUGAUGUCUCUUCUUUAGUGGCGAGAACCAAAAUCAUGUUUUGAGAUGGUUUCCAGAGUCUAAAUAAAAGGAGCAUAAUAGACCACCUUUUAGCUGCUGGAAAAUUGGAAUGCGGCAUCUCAAUUUUUUUUUUUACCUGGCACUUGGCUUACUGAGUUAUUUCUGUAAUCACUCUCUUUUCUACUUUUUUAGUUUUCUUAUCCUCAAUUCAUUCCCAGUUGCUAUUUUCUUUGUUCAUCAUACUG
Messenger RNA from Linum tenue, 1119 nucleotides. NCBI's taxonomy places the organism in Eukaryota, Viridiplantae, Streptophyta, Magnoliopsida, Malpighiales, Linaceae. The record is from the annotation of a GenBank genome assembly.